GGCCAAUCCUAGGCCAGAGGAUUUCACUCCUUGCUCUGCGUUGUUCAGGCAGAUAGCAGUUAAGGCUAUCGUCCUCCCUGACCUGCCCAAAAAGAUUGCAGAAAUUGCUGCGAUUUCUCCUUCCCCUGGGAGCUCUUUUGGAAGCACAUGAAAUUUCAUUCUCCAGUGUUAUUCCCUAUAAGAAUCUACCAAAGCUCCACACCCACCAGCUCUAACCCUCUGUGUCUCUGUUCAAUCUCCUGGAAUUCUAGCCAACGGAAAAGGACACUCAACAAGGUGUCAGAGGACUGGAAGGAGAAUGCUUCGAGGUCGAUCCCUAUCUGUGACAUCCCUGAGUGGGUUUCCUCAGUGGGAAGCCGACAAACUUCCUGUGGAGGACUUAUUGCUCUUUGAAAUUUCUUGGGAGGUGACCAAUAAAGUUGGAGGCAUCUGUACUGUGAUUCAGACAAAGGCCAAGACGACAGCGGACGAGUGGGGUGAAAACUACUUUCUGAUAGGUCCAUAUUUUGAGCAUAAUAUGAAGACUCAGGUGGAGCAGUGUGAACCCAUGAACGAAGCUGUCCGACUAGCGAUGGACGCCAUGAACAAGCACGGCUGCCAGGUGCAUUUUGGAAGGUGGCUGGUGGAAGGGAGUCCAUACGUGGUGCUCUUUGACAUAGGCUAUUCUGCGUGGAACCUGGACAGGUGGAAGGGUGACUUCUGGGAAGCCUGCAGUGUUGGGAUCCCUCAUCAUGACCGGGAAGCCAAUGACAUGCUCAUCUUUGGAUCUUUAACUGCUUGGUUCUUAAAAGAGGUGACAGACCAUGCAGAGGGCCAACAUAUCAUUGCCCAUUUUCAUGAAUGGCAAGCUGGAACCGGGCUGAUUCUUUCUCGAGCCCGGAAACUCCCGAUGGCCACGAUAUUCACAACCCAUGCCACUCUCCUUGGGAGGUAUCUGUGUGCAGCAAACACUGACUUCUACAACCACCUUGAUAAGUUUAACAUCGACAAAGAGGCCGGUGAAAGGCAGAUUUACCAUCGCUACUGCAUGGAGCGGGCAUCUGUCCACUGUGCCCAUGUGUUCACCACAGUGUCUGAAAUCACAGCGAUCGAGGCAGAACAUAUGCUGAAGAGAAAGCCUGAUGUAGUUACUCCAAAUGGCUUGAACGUGAAGAAGUUUUCAGCAGUGCAUGAAUUUCAAAAUCUGCAUGCUAUGUACAAGGCCAGGAUCCAAGAUUUUGUUCGAGGUCAUUUCUAUGGUCAUCUUGACUUUGAUCUCGAAAAGACUUUAUUCCUUUUCAUUGCGGGGAGGUAUGAGUUUUCAAACAAAGGAGCGGACAUCUUCCUAGAAUCUUUAUCCAGACUAAACUUCUUACUGAGGAUGCAUAAAAGUAAUGUCACCGUGGUGGUGUUUUUCAUCAUGCCUGCCAAGACAAACAAUUUCAACGUGGAAACUCUAAAAGGACAGGCCGUGCGGAAGCAGCUAUGGGACACUGCACAUUCAAUGAAGGAAAAGUUUGGAAAGAAACUCUAUGAUGGAUUGUUAAGAGGAGAAAUUCCUGACAUGAAUAAUAUUUUGGAUCGAGAUGACCUAACAAUUAUGAAAAGAGCUAUCUUCUCAACUCAGCGACAUUCUCUGCCACCCGUGACGACUCACAACAUGAUCGAUGACUCCACAGAUCCCAUCCUCAGCACCAUUAGAAGGCUCGGGCUUUUCAACAGCCGCUCAGACAGAGUCAAGAUUAUUUUGCACCCAGAGUUCCUGUCCUCCACCAGCCCUCUGUUGCCCAUGGAUUAUGAAGAGUUCGUCCGGGGUUGUCAUCUUGGGGUGUUCCCGUCAUACUAUGAACCCUGGGGCUAUACUCCAGCCGAAUGCACUGUGAUGGGGAUCCCCAGCGUGACCACGAACCUCUCUGGCUUUGGUUGUUUCAUGCAGGAACACGUGGCUGAUCCAACAGCUUAUGGUAUUUACAUUGUUGAUAGGCGGUUCCGCUCUCCAGAUGACUCUUGCAAUCAGCUGACUCAGUUUCUCUACGGAUUUUGCAAACAAUCACGCCGCCAGAGAAUCAUCCAGAGGAACCGGACUGAGAGGCUCUCAGAUCUUCUAGACUGGAGAUACUUGGGCAGAUAUUACCAGCAUGCCAGGCACCUGACUUUAAGCAGAGCUUUUCCAGAUAAUUUCCAUGUGGAACCCAUGUCCCUCCCAAAGACAGACGGAUUCAAGUACCCCAGGCCUUCCUCAGUACCGCCCUCUCCAUCCGGGUCUCAGGCCUCCAGUCCUCAGAGCAGUGACGUGGAAGAUGAAAACGAGGAUGAGCGGUACGACGAGGAAGAGGAGGCUGAAAGGGAUCGGCUGAAUAUUAAGUCACCCUUUUCUCUGAGCCACCUUCCUCACGGGAAGAAAAAGCUGCACGGUGAAUACAAGAACUGAAUCCCAUCCUUGCUGAGGAGAGCUGGUCAGGGCACAGCCAGAGUAAUUAUUUAAAAGAAUGAACAUGCUACA
Messenger RNA from Octodon degus (degu), 2482 nucleotides. RefSeq names its product glycogen synthase 2 (gene Gys2). Bases 299 to 2410 code for a protein of 703 amino acids. The transcript is spliced from 16 exons. Gene Ontology annotation, molecular function: alpha-1,4-glucan glucosyltransferase (UDP-glucose donor) activity. Lineage: Eukaryota; Metazoa; Chordata; Mammalia; Rodentia; Octodontidae. The record is from RefSeq and is a predicted model, not a curated record. Gene Ontology annotation, biological process: glycogen biosynthetic process. Gene Ontology annotation, cellular component: cytoplasm.